AUGGCUCUCCGCCAGUUUGGCGUCUCGCUUGAGACAUACCUCAUGACCAACCCCACACUCAGGGGUGUUAUUGUCAGUGCCGUGGUCCUUCACCACGGCCACAUUCUCCUCAUUCAGCGCGCGGCAACCGAUGGCUUCCCCAACUUAUGGGAAACACCUGGUGGCGGAGUUGACCUCGGGGAUGAAACUCUCUCACACGCCCUGGCACGUGAACUCCUCGAAGAGACGGGCCUUAUCCUCAAAGAUGUCGUGACACUUCUCGACCAACUGGAGUUUGAAGGAGCAUCGGGUGAAGGCCGGUACCGCAAGCUCACUUUCCUUGUGUCUGUCGAGGAUUCACGUGAUCUUCAGGAACACCCACAGGUUAUUCUUAAUCCGCAUGAACACCAGGACUUCGUGUGGGUCUCAAUGGAUGACCUCCGCACCGGGUUUUGUGGGGAAAGGGAGAUCAAGCUUGCUUAUCCUGGACAGCGGGAAACUCUCUUUGCCGCCUUCCGAGCCGAUACAAAGACGUCGUGUGGGACAAAAGGGGUAAACUGUGCUGAGACGGCAUGA
Sordaria macrospora k-hell is the source of this 555-nucleotide messenger RNA. RefSeq lists its product as uncharacterized. Lineage: Eukaryota; Fungi; Ascomycota; Sordariomycetes; Sordariales; Sordariaceae. Gene Ontology annotation, molecular function: hydrolase activity. The record is from RefSeq and is a predicted model, not a curated record.